CGCGGCUUGAGGCCUUACUAUAGCCUUUGGCGUAAUCCCUAUUAGCACGAGCCCGAGCGGUUCUAGCAGCCUGUCCUCUACCAGCUUCUGCCCAAAUGGAUCCUAGGUAUCAGCAGUCUAACGGUCACCGUAAUGAUGACUCUGACGGCGAAUCCUACGUCCCUCGAACUCCCCGUCGCACGCCGAUGGCAUGUACAUUUUGCCGUGGUCGCAAGCUCAAGUGCGACGGCCGACCGAUAUGCGCAAACUGCAACCGUCGCGGGCUUGCGUGUGCCUACGUACCUGUGUCCGGGCAGAAGCCUUAGAGUUUGAUCGCUCUGUCGCCGCGCGUAGUCUUGCGCUGCGUGUCGGCUGCCGACCGGUUCAGCGUGAACCCCGUAACCGCCGCCACCUCCCCUGGCGCAUGUCUCAGGCCGCGUGUACGUCUCUGCGGACAAGGACGGCAGUCCAGCCUUGGUCCCCGACCUCCGUCUGACCCUUCGUGGGCGUACUGCAUUUGUGUUCUCUGUAUCUCGACACUCGUCUUCGCAUUCGCUGUUACAUCUUUGACUCUGCUUUCACAUCGCUAAUUCUUGAUAAUUGCUACUAAUAAUGCUCCAUACGGACUUGGUUAAUUGCUCCUAGGCGAAAUAACGCCGACGUGCCUCCUGUAGCUGUAGACUUCUAGACUGUCCCCCGUUGCGUCAUCAACUGGCCCCGAUUGUUUCUACUCGUAUACUUAUCGUAUUCCUUCUAUAGUGCU
This is a messenger RNA of Dichomitus squalens LYAD-421 SS1, 742 nucleotides long. RefSeq lists its product as uncharacterized. NCBI's taxonomy places the organism in Eukaryota, Fungi, Basidiomycota, Agaricomycetes, Polyporales, Polyporaceae. Gene Ontology annotation, molecular function: zinc ion binding; DNA-binding transcription factor activity, RNA polymerase II-specific. The transcript has 4 exons. Bases 96 to 305 code for a protein of 69 amino acids. The record is from RefSeq and is a predicted model, not a curated record. Gene Ontology annotation, biological process: regulation of DNA-templated transcription.